UGUUAGAAUUAGAUACGUUAAUUAAUAAUUAUUUAAAUGCAAAUAUGAAUAUAAUAGAUAAUGAAAAAGUAAAGUUGUUAUAUAAUUUAAUGGAUAUAGAUACAACUAAUAUGUUGAAGUUAUUUUAUUUUUACUCCAACCAAGAAAAUAGAAGUAUGGACAAAUUGUCCAAACUUAUGAAAGUUAAAGAUGAAAAAAUAAUACAGGAUACCUUUAAUUUAUUAAUUGAUAUACUUAACAAUAAUCAAAAGAAUAUUAGUGCUCAGUGA
Messenger RNA from Plasmodium reichenowi, 269 nucleotides. RefSeq lists its product as hypothetical. The annotation marks the transcript as partial. Lineage: Eukaryota; Apicomplexa; Aconoidasida; Haemosporida; Plasmodiidae. The record is from RefSeq and is a predicted model, not a curated record. The transcript has a single exon.